Molecule: messenger RNA, 997 nt
Organism: Leptomonas pyrrhocoris
Lineage: Eukaryota; Euglenozoa; Kinetoplastea; Trypanosomatida; Trypanosomatidae
Exons: 1
Coding region: 566-997 (143 amino acids)
Source: RefSeq, a predicted model, not a curated record
AGCUGCACAAAGAGGAACGCGCACUUGCGCUCCAGUUUAGUUUCUUCCUAGCAGCCUUCACGAGUCAAACUUGGAUGCGCGAGCCGCAAAGGCAGAUGCAAUGUCUCUUGCCCGUCAGUCGCAUCUAGGAUUGCACAGUCAGCGAAUUAAUUUACGUGGAAGGAGUCUCUCAUAGUCGCUUGUGUGUGUACGUGUGUCCGUUCAGCGUGUGCAUCAUCACUGUGCACCGGAGGGAAUAAAGGGGAGAGAGACAAAGAAGGAGCAUACGCGGUGAUUCCUGUUUUUUUCUCUUUUCUUCUCCGUCUCUUACUCAAGCCAGUUUCUUUCAGUCAAGGGUGUGCCCCAGGUAUACCACCGUUCAGCGUUGUACGCGUCUGAUCGAAUCUGGAGCAGUUCCGUUGCUUACCGCGCCACUCUGCUUCUUCUUCGUUUGUUUGUUUUCUUUCUUUCAUUGUGAGUGUCUCGCAGCUAAGUCGCCUCUCUGCUUCUAACGGGAUUUCUUUUCCAUUGUUUGUUUAUCUUUGGUACUUCGACGCUAGCCACCGGCCGCUACCGCGACGCCAGCAUGAGCGCCAACACCUUUGUGUCCUACGCCAUCUUAGCCUUGGAAGCGCUAGUUGGGUUCUGUGUUUGCCUUGCCUUCAUGAAACGCAGCCAUCGCCGUUAUGCAGUAGAAGAGACGGAGGCGGAUGACACAGCUGCGCAUGGCACAACUCUCCCACGCAGCAGCAGCAGCACUGCUCCGGCCACAGCAGGCGAUGCGGCGGCCGCCACGGUGCUCUACACAGCUGCCACGGCUCGACAUCGACGCAGUCAGGCGAAUUUUGCGUCGUACUUCCCCGCAGCGGAGCUUCGACAAGCGGUGGUAGACGGAAGCGUGGUGGCGGAAGUGAAAGGCGUGAGAGAAGAGGCGGAGGCGCAGAAGGACAGCGAUAAAGACGCACCCUACGGAAAGGCGACCUACAUCCACCGUCCGCGCAGUACAGCAUCCAAGUGA